GUGACCGUGUAACCGCGUGUACCUGUGUGUGUGUAGUGAAGCUGUUGCUGUGACUAUGUCGGAGGCUCUGUGGCGAUGGGACCCCCUCUCUGCGGUGUGACGCCGCCUUCCCUCCCGCACCACCUCCCGCAGAUGCUGAAGACGGUUCGCUUUCUGGUGCGCGGCUCCGCAGACGUGCGGCCGACCCGCACUCCGAGCCGCAGCGGGUGUGCGGCGGUCCCCUGGGCCCGGGGGGUGGGGAUGGGGUCUCGGCCGAGACCCAAACGCCUGUGUCCAGCCGCCGCCUCUGUGCAGAACCCCCUCCACACCCCCAGACUGACCCGAGUGGCCAUCGAAGGAAAUAUCGCUGUUGGUAAGUCCACGUUUGCUAAAAUGCUGGAGAUGUCUACCGCCGCGUGCGAGGUGGUCCAUGAGCCCAUCGCCAAGUGGCAGAACAUCAGGGCUUCCAACCACAGUGAGGACUCUUCGUCCUCCGCACUGAAAAGCACGGGCAACUUGCUUCAGAUGAUGUAUGAAGAUCCCCAACGAUGGUCCUACACAUUCCAGUCCUACUCUUGCAUGAGCCGGAUAGAGGCACAGCUAAAGCCAGUCUCCGCCAGGCUGCUGAACACUGAGAACUCGGUGCAGAUAUUCGAGAGAUCGGUGUACAGUGAUAGGUAUAUCUUUGCCUCUAACAUGUAUGAUCUGGGCUACUUGAAUGAAACCGAAUGGACUAUCUACCAGGAUUGGCACACUUAUCUGAUCAACCAGUUUGGCAACAGAAUAGCACUGGAAGGAAUUAUCUACCUUCAAGCAUCUCCGGAGAAAUGCCUGGAGCGCAUCCAGCAGAGAGCCAGGGUUGAGGAGAAGGAGAUUCAGGUUAACUACUUACAGCAGCUGCAUGACAAACAUGAAGACUGGCUGGUCAAACGCACCAUGGAAGUCCACUUUGACCAUCUGAAGAAUGUUCCCAUGUUGGUGCUGGAUAUGAACGAAGAUUUUGAAGAGGACAAGUUGAAACAGAACAAGCUCCUGGAGCAGGUGAAGAACUUCAUGCACAGUCUGCGUUUGGAUGGACGAAGCCUUUAGUUGAUUUAUGUUCAGCCUUAUAAUUUAUUCGUCCUCCAAAGAAGUGUAGUUGCAGAGUCUAACCUAGGAGCUGUGCUGAGAGCACGAGAAAGAGAGAAAGAGAGAGCUAAUGCAGAAUCACUGGAAUUCCCUGUGACCAGGUGGGCUGUGUCCAAUUCAGUUGCGAGUAAGUAGAGCUUAGUAUAGACACAGUGACUUAGGUGAGUCAGGCUGAUAGUUCUCAGAGUUUAUCUUUAAUCUGUUAUGUUGCUAUAACAUAUUCUGUGUGUGUGUGUGAGAGUUGUGUGGCAUCUUAUUUAACACAAAAGCGUUGAGUGUCUAACAGCCUUGAAGUCUGAGCUUGUGUUGGGUAACUUACCUUGUGUGCGGUCCUUGUUGCGUGUCUGGCUGGUGGGCACAAAAAGCGCUGUGACCGAGUGCCUCACCUUGUGUUCUGUAAGUGAAGUAAUUGCCUCUCUGUUAAUGUGAAGAGCGUUAUUUAUGACUAGGAGAUUAAAUGUAAUGUAUUCUUCACUGUCGCGAGUUGUUUGCGUUGUGUACCCACCACUCGCUCCAGUGGGACUGGGGCGCCAUUGUGACGCCAAAUGUUAUGAAGGGUACGAUGACAUAAUAAUAAUAAUAAUCCUUACAUUAGAUACAGUGCCUUUCACUUAGGGAGAACAUCCCAAAGAGCUUCAUAGGACACAACUGUAAAAUGCAGUGACUGAGUGUUUUACGGGUGAAACACGGUUGCACUUUUACAGUGAUGCCCCCGCAAACAUUUGUGAAGUUGGGGAGAGUUUGGUCUGGUGAGCAGCUUCAUGAGUGAGGUUCCUGGGCACUGUAGGACUGUUCAAGUAACCUCAGAAAAUGUUUGAAACUGAGUGAAAAAUAAGGACCUUUCAGUGUUUUUGUGGCCCUUGUUGUUGGGGCAUUGCUAGCUGUUUUUCUGUGUGCCCUUGACUGUCUUUGACUUGUAUAAUGUUGGGUUUGGUUUCAAAUGUAGGAAAUGUCUUCAGUGUCUCUCGCGCUCUCUCUCCAGCAGAAGUUGCGACUCAAGAGCAAGUUCAAAAGCUGCUGCCUCAUUGCCUCCCAGGUUGAAGCGCUCCGAGACGCUGCCCCAUAUGAAGGCCGCUAUAUAAAGGUGUUGUCAUAGGGAAAUGAGUGUGUGGCUGCCAGACCAGGAGAGAACAACUUCACAGUGUGUUUCUCCCUCAAUGCCACCAGAGGGUGCGAUCUCUCUCCUCCUUGUAAUAAUGUUUGACAAUGAUGGCGAUGGUAGAAACUAUGGCCAUUCUGAAUUAAAUUAUUCAUGUCUCUAAUUAUUCUGUGAUACAAUUAGCAAAUCUUCAGCUUUUUUAAAAAAAAAUUAAUGUAUUUUCCUGAACUUUCUAUGAUCAAUAUUUGGAAAAAGGAGCGAGGAGUUGCACGUGAAGGGGGGGAGUUUGUUGAUGAAUUGAGUCAAUUGAAGCAAUUGUACAAUUGAAAUCAUUGGGAAUAAAUGGUUGGAAAUGAGGUUUCUUUUAUAAAAUAAAAA
Callorhinchus milii (elephant shark) is the source of this 2584-nucleotide messenger RNA. RefSeq names its product deoxycytidine kinase 2. The coding region runs from base 76 to 1068 and encodes 330 amino acids. NCBI's taxonomy places the organism in Eukaryota, Metazoa, Chordata, Chondrichthyes, Chimaeriformes, Callorhinchidae. Gene Ontology annotation, cellular component: mitochondrion; cytoplasm. Gene Ontology annotation, molecular function: deoxynucleoside kinase activity. The record is from RefSeq and is a predicted model, not a curated record. The transcript is spliced from 7 exons.